UGCCGCCGACCGCGUCCCGCAUCCGGAGUUCCUGCCUGCUGCCGAGUGCCUGCCAUACUGUCAUACGUGCAAACGCAUUGCAAGGACUCACUUCAAUUCAAUAAUAACAAUAUUCAAUAAUGUAGAUGGCGUGUCAUUGCUUGUGUACGAUUUAAUUAAAACUCUCAAGACAUUAGGUCAUUCGCUUGUUUGUGUGAAACAAGUAUUCGUAUUUUAGUUUCAUUUGAUACAGUGAAUCAUAAUUUUUCUUUAAUUAAACGUGCUUAGAAAAAGGGUUUAAGCUGCAGCAUUAUGGCGAUCAGUCGUUCAGUUUGUCGGGCCCUGUCACGAGAUGGCUGGCGCGCGACUCUAACGCUGCUGGCGUGCACCGCGCUAUUCACCGUGCGCGUGCCGCGCUCCGCUAGCCUGGUCGCAGAGUUCCCGCAGCACUCGCCGAGCUCACUCGCGCACUUCCUAGCCGACUUCUCGAACCAUCCGCGCCUCUACACGCACAUUACUGGCUCAUGGGGGGUCGAGGAGGAGAUGAACAACUACACUUCUUGGAGGUACGUGGUGUCGUACGAGUGCGGAGCGCGCUGCGCUGGUCGCGUGGAGCUGAGUGCGCACGACGACGCGAGCCAGCAUCGCGUACAAGUGCGGGACACUUGGUGCUCGAAGUUGCCGCUUCUGCCCUGGCCGCAAAUGUGUCAAAAUUCAUUAACGGAGACGGUCGUAACGUCUCGAAGUGGUGGUGGGGCACGUAUGGCAGAGGUGGCGCGCGUGCAGUGCAGCGUGCUCGCUCUGGCCGUGGGCUGCGACCCGGGCGCCGCGCGCCGCGAACAUCUGCGCGCGCUUCGAGCGGAACUCGCCCGCCAGCUUUAAUAUCUAUGGACAUAUGAAUUAAAGAAAAUACAUUUAUUAUUUUUUUAUUUUUAUAUUAAAUCACACGUCAUUUUAAACUAAACUAACAAGCUUACUCGGCCACGCGUUGCUGUGUCUCAGUUUGUAAUAAAUUGUUGUAAUAUUAUACUUAUUCAAUAUAGCGAAA
This is a messenger RNA of Nymphalis io (European peacock), 1027 nucleotides long. RefSeq lists its product as uncharacterized. NCBI's taxonomy places the organism in Eukaryota, Metazoa, Arthropoda, Insecta, Lepidoptera, Nymphalidae. The coding region runs from base 292 to 861 and encodes 189 amino acids. The transcript is spliced from 4 exons. The record is from RefSeq and is a predicted model, not a curated record.